Messenger RNA from Nerophis ophidion (straightnose pipefish), 5536 nucleotides. RefSeq names its product SR-related CTD-associated factor 8 (gene scaf8). Bases 146 to 4267 code for a protein of 1373 amino acids. The record is from RefSeq and is a predicted model, not a curated record. Gene Ontology annotation, molecular function: RNA binding. The transcript has 20 exons. Gene Ontology annotation, cellular component: nucleus. Lineage: Eukaryota; Metazoa; Chordata; Actinopteri; Syngnathiformes; Syngnathidae.
CCGCCGCUUGGGGGCGUGAGUAUCUGCAGUUUCCUUCUGAGCCUGUGCGCCAUGUUGGAUGUCUCCUCCAUCUCACCAGACGUCGAGCAUGCACGUCUCUUACCUGUUAUUGAAAUAAGUCAUCCGAGAGCCGGAGCACAGCGCCAUGGAGGCCGUGAAAUCCUUCAACAACGAGCUGUACUCGUUGAAUGAGUACAAGCCGCCCAUCUCCAAGGCCAAGAUGACCCAAAUCACCAAGUCCGGCAUCAAGGCUAUAAAAUUCUACAAGCAUGUUGUCCAAAGUGUGGAGAAGUUCAUACAAAAGUGCAAGCCAGAAUACAAAGUCCCUGGCCUGUAUGUCAUCGACUCAAUUGUGAGACAGUCACGACACCAGUUUGGCACAGAAAAGGAUGUUUUUGCUCCACGCUUCAGCAAGAAUAUCAUCCCUACAUUCCAGCACCUCUACCGUUGCCCUUCAGAUGACAAGAGUAAGAUAGUGCGUGUUUUAAACCUGUGGCAAAAGAAUGCUGUCUUCAAGAGUGAUAUCAUCCAGCCGUUGUUGGACAUGGCCGCAGGGAUUCCUCCUCCAAGCCUUACUCCCAUCAUGCCCAGCAGCGGUGCCCCCGUCAAUAACACCACACCUGGCACUCCAGCUACUCCGGCAACCCCAGCCAACAUAGUCCAGGGACUUCCAGACUGGGCUUCACAGAUAACCAACACAGACACAGUGGCAGCUGUUGCGCAGAUCUUACAAAGUCCUCAAGGGCAACAGCUUCAACAGCUUGUACAGAGUCUGCAAAUGCAGCAGCAAAAGCCCCAACCAUCGCUGCUACAGGCCUUGGAUGCUGGUCUGGUUGUACAGCUGCAAGCUCUGACUGCUCAACUCACUGCAGCUGCUACUGCCAACAGCCUAAACCCCCUUGAACAGAGGGUCUCUUCUUUUAACAAGAAACUUUUGGGGCAGUUUGACUUUGGAAAUGAUUCUGAACGCAGUGAAGAGUCUAAGAAGGAAACAUCCUCCUCUCAACUGCCUAUGGUGUCAGAGCCCAUCAACAGCUCACUGUUCCACCAGCUUGCAGAGCAACUGCAGCAACAGAACCUGGAGCAGUUCCAGAAGCAGCUGUUUGAGCACCAGCAAAAGGCUAUGAGCAUAGAAGCCCAGGAUAGUAUCUUUGGUCAAGAGAACUCUGGUGCAACUGCUCAGGGUAGCAGUCAGCCACAGCUUUCUGAGUCGGACAACAAGAUGGAUGAGUCCAUGGACAACCAGCAACAGGACAUGGAACUGGAUGAGGGCCCAGAUGGAAUGGAAGAGAAUAACUUUGAGGGAGAAGAGAAAAAAAACUCUGGGACACGCUCCAGGACACGCUCUCGCUCCAGGUCUCCUAAAAGGCGAAGGUCCAGGUCCCGCUCUGGCUCUCGGAAGCGUAAACACCGGAAGCGGUCGCGCUCACGCUCCAGAGAUCGUAAGAGGAAGACGUCGCGGUCAUACUCAAGUGAAAGACGUGCCCGAGAGCGCGAGAAGGAGCGUCAGAAGAAAGGAUUGCCUCCUAUACGAUCCAAAACUCUGAGCGUAUGCAGCACAACUCUGUGGGUCGGGCAGGUGGACAAAAAGGCUACUCAGCAAGACCUCACAAACUUGUUUGAAGAGUUUGGCCAAAUAGAGUCCAUAAAUAUGAUUCCUCCAAGAGGCUGUGCUUACAUCUGUAUGGUCCAUAGACAGGACGCCUUCCGUGCACGCCAGAAGCUCAGCACAGGUUCUGUCAAGAUUGGCUCAAAAGUAAUCAAGAUUGCUUGGGCCUUAAACAAGGGAGUGAGACAAGAGUACAAGCAAUUUUGGGAUGUGGACCUUGGAGUCACCUACAUUCCUUGGGAGAAAGUUAAAGUAGAUGACUUGGAUGGCUUUGCUGAAGGAGGGAUUAUUGAUCAGGAGACCGUCAAUGAAGAGUGGGACACAGCUAAGCCUUCUGAAUCAACAAAGGAUGUUAUGAGCCAAGCACUUAGCACUGAGACAUCAUCAUCCAACAACCAGAGUGAAAGCUACAACCAGCAAGUGACCAUGAUGCCUGUGCAGCUACCAGUGCCACAGGCGGUUUCUGCUGCAGUAGGCUUGGUUCCUCCUACCUUUCCUGUCACUAUGAGCAUACCCCCACCGGGAUACGGGCCGCCACCACCAUUCAUAAGGCCGAGCUUCAAUGCCUCACAACCACCUCCUGGAUUUUUGCAGGCAGCACAAGCAGCAGCCAUGGCCGCAGCACCAGCUUCCCUUGUGCAGGCCUCUGUGGCAACCAGCCAAGAACAAGUUAAGGAAUCACCAUUUGGCGCUAUGAUUCCAACAACCAGCUCUAUCCCUGGCAACUUCAUGUCCUCAAAUAUGCCAGGAGCCAGUAUGUUCAGUGCUCUUGGAAUCCAAAGUCAGCAAGACAAACUACAACAUUCUGCUAAGAUUUUGGACGGAACACCAGAGCUCACACUUCAAGGUAUGCAGAAUGUAGUUCGCGGUGGAAUGGGUCUUCUAGGCAUGCACCCAACAGCUUCCCUCGCUCACCCACUUCACCAACCGCCUGGAAUGGCAGGACAAAGAAUGCCUGGAAUGCUUCCACUCGACGUGCGCCCCAACCUCCUUCAGCCUGGGCAUGGUGCUCGCUUCCCUCUCCUCCUGCAUCAGGGACCUGGCCAACAGCCCGGUGGCCUCCUUGAUGGUUCCCUUCAAGCUCAUGCCCACGUCAGGCCCCCUUUCUCUCAAUUAGACCAUUUUAACAGGCCGCAUCACCAGGCCAAUAAUAAUGUAUCGAAGGCAGAAGAGUCCUCUUCAGGGGCUGAUAAGGGCAAAGACCAGGACUACCGUUUCCCCCCUGUUGAAAAGCAGAGCACAGGUUUGCUGAGAACACCCCCACCAGAGCAUCGAACACCACUAGGUGGUGGUGGUGGUGGAGGCGGAGGAACAGGAGGCGGAGGAGCAGGAGGAGGCGGAGGAGGUGGAGGAGGAGGGGGAGGAGGAGGAGGAGGGGGAGGAAGCAGGCCUGCAUUGCUGCAAACUCCGGUGACUCAGCCUGCCAGAAACAGUCUGCUUGGACGUCUGCAGGCACUAGCCGGCUUCACCCCUGAUAAUCAAUGGAAUCAGUCUAGAGGGGACUUUGAUGAACGAGAUGGCAUACGAGGUGGCCCUCAGGAGGAUCGGCCCUCCCCGGGGCAGAACUUUCCGAACCGCUUUGACAACCGUCCUUCAAACACAGCUCAGAAAAAUGCAGGCGGCCCACAGCCCUGGAACCGUAGUGGCGGUGCCGCAGGAAACUUUGAAAGUGACUUUGAUGAACGAAGAUCCCAAUGGGACAGGCAGAGAGACCGAGACGAAAGAGAGUUUGACUUCAGGAGGGAAAUGAACGGAAGCCGUCACAACCGUGAGCGCGGGCGAGACCAUCCCAGAGAGCACGACCGCGAUAAAGACAGAGAGCGUGGCAAUUGGACACCCGUUCUCCCACUACCAACGCCUCUUCUUCCAACCCCGCCCAUUAACCCUAACCUGGUCCUGAACCAAGGAAAGCUGCUUUCCCCACUCAGAUUCAACACCUCGAGUCAAUCUCGAUUCCUAACCCCCCAUCAGUCUCAACCCCAAACGAAACCGCCUCUGUUAGGUCAUAAUCAGCCGCUUGUCCCCAUCCAGUCGCCAGAGCCAAGCAAGCUUAGCCAAGCAGCUGACGUUGAACCGCAGCACGAUAUCACCACUCUGCCCGAGACUCCUGAAGUUCAGUCACCACCCUCAGGCCAAGCACUACCUGAGAAGACUCGGACUCAGAGUCAAAUGCCGGGCUCACCCACUGACACCCAGUCAUCACCCCAGCCAGAGACCCCUCUAUUUCCAGAAUCACUACUCACGGAGCAGAUCUGUUCCAAGUUGUCCACAGACAGCGACACUCCAGGCCAGGGCUCUCCUGUCGUCUUUACGCGCGCUGCCAGCCCCCCUGAAGAGACAAGGAACUCUCUGGAGGAGGAGCAGCAAAGUCUACGGGAGAAGAAUGAGGACGUCUUACAAGAAAAAGCUCCCUCACCCCAAGCUGAGUGGGUCAGUGGCGAUGAGAUGGACAAAAGCAUUGUGGUUGAGCCCACAUUGGAUGCUUCGCCUGAGCUCACCUCAGGGUCCUUCAAUUGUCUGCUUCGUGAAAGUGAAGCCGAGCAGCAGCAGCAGCCAGCUGCCUCUCCUAAGGACAUAGACAUUGAACAGAGUGAGGCCAUGGAGGAAGCUGCGAGUGAGCCAGUGCUAGACACUGACACAGACACUGAGGGGACAUAAUCAUCACUCAGUAGGUAACAGAUCAUUUUGUAAAGUUGUCUCUUCUUCUCUGUACUCAUGUCAGCAAAGCAUCACCACCACCACACGGGACACUGACAACCAAUAAGAAAUGAUGAAAUCAGUGUACCUAAAUAGAGCUCAUGAGCUGACCUAUCUAUAGAACAUUUUAUGUGUUUCCUUUCCUUUUAUAAGUUGGACUACCAUCACGUAUGAUUUUAUCAAUCAAAGCUUGGUGAAUUUGAUCAAAUUAACUACUAAAUGUUUGAAUUGUUUGAGGGGAAAUGAGCUUUGACCUUCCUAUGGAAGAGAGGAGGACAUCAUGGCUGUUCAACAACAAAUCAAGUUUAGUCACACACCAUACUUGAAAAUGGCAGUUUCUCACUCACUCGUUUCCUCUCUAAAUGCUGCUGCAAUUUUUUUAGGAAAUGCUUUUACGGUGCCCUGUGGUUUUUACACAAGUCUUAACCUGCACAAACAGCAAUUCCAUAAUUGCCCUUUGAAUCGGAGCUGUUUGAAAUAAACCAUGAACAUGUAUCCCCCAAAUAAAAUUAUGUAUUUGUUUCUAAGUACAGAGAAGCCAAGCAAACAGUAACAUAGCAAAGGGGAAUAAUAGUAAGUCAAUGAACAGAGGAAUAUGCUGGAUAUCGGGUGCAUAUUGUUUUAGUGUGAAAUAAACAUGCUUUGUCUCCUUUAAACACAUGCUAUAGGACUGCUUUCUGACCCAGGACCUGUGGAAACACUUCUUUACACACUCUUGACAGUCAUUUCAGACAAUUUGACAUUCUUGGAACUCAAAUUGCUUCUAUACAAGCCAUCCGCAGAGUUCUCUGGUGGAUGGAAACCAGGGACGUGUAGUUCUUAAUUAUGGAUGACAUCAGCCUUUGUGUGUUUCCCUGAGCUUUUGCUUGGUGACUGUUGCAGAUGAUGGGAUUGUGCCUUUCUGAACGGACUCUUUCAUGAUGAUACCCAAUGCUACUUUGCUACAUACACCAGACUGUGCGCGCUUCUUAAACAAAACAUACCUGCACAAAAUUGCUGGCCUGCCAUGAGUGUGUGUAUUGAGGUAGCUGAACAGUUUGUCCAGCACUCAACUUAGAAGAGACACUAUAUACUCAUUGUUGUAAGCAUGCAGGCUUGUAGCCAUGUUUGAACCCUCCUGUCGUGUUCAUUUCAUGCUUGUAGUGCUUUUCUGCUGAGGCAUACCAUUAGAGGCUAUACUGUUCCACCACAGGAGAUGUGAUGUUAAAUAAACGUUGAAGGUGCAUCAGA